GUAAAGGGUGUAACGUUAUUCGUGUUUGAAAAAGUGAAAUUGGAUAUGCUUUCAAUUGAAACAAAUAUCGUGAUGUAUUUAAUGCAAUUACUAAAUAACAUGACGUCAACUUCUUUCCAUAUCAAGAUUGGCGGUUUAAGUUUCGGUGUAUAUGUUCAAGAGGGGUCACUUGGGGAUUUAUUUGCUCAGGUCGGGUGCAAGAUGAAGCACAACAAACGCAUACUAUCAUUUUUGUGGUCGAUAUAAAUAUUUCACUGAGUGUGACAAUAUAACUGCACAUAGACAUUCUAUCGAUUUUCAAAAGUUCUUCGAUCUUCGUUCAUUAUGGUGAUUUUUCUUAAUUUGAACCAUAUUCAAUUCCCCACCAUUAGCAUACAGUUGCAACUAUCAAGGUCUUCACGAAAUUGCAGCAAUAUUAUCAUAUUACAUACAGUGUAUGUAGCAACAUCGUUCGAUAACCCCUCAAUCAUUAUCUCUCAAUUUGUGGCCUCCAGUUGACCGUCAACCCCCAUUCACAGUCCCUCAUACUUGUCUGGGGGCUUCUGCAUCUGGAAUUCGGCCCAGAGUGUGCGAGGCUAAAUAGCGGUCGGACUCAGGUUACAAUAAACACUGCUGCCGCGGGUCGGACCGGGGAACAUCUGGCGGGGAGGCCGGGGACUUUCUCCGUACACGCACAAUUUCCCUUCCCGCAGUAAAACCUCAAGAUCCCCGUCAGACUUUCCACAGACAUCUCUAGAUGAAGCAAAUCUGUUUCGUCAGGGAUAGAAGCCAUUUGGGCGUGCCCGGGUUUACGACUAGAUGCACCUGUCGCCACCGUCACACCCCUCCUGUUUUGCGGCAGUCCCGCGGAACACAUCCCCAUUGUUAACUCUGUGCACAGGUGGUGCCCUGGUUGCUAAUAGUCUCCCUUGGUAAACUGACAGGUUGGCUUUUUAUCAUAAAUGGAUGACUGCACCCCGAGUAAGUGGCGGGAUUUCCUGUCAGAAGGCAGGACGCGAACACAAGGGGCGGCGGUGGCUGUAAUCCUAUCCGUCCCACCUGGUCUCGGCCCUGCCCAGGUACCCCAACCAUCCGGCUCCGCUAGCCCUGCCACUGUUGUGAGAUGGAAGUUGGAAUUUCUGACAUGGCAACUGACCCAAGCUGUCGGUUCUGUGCCAGCCGGCGGCAGCUUUUGUAGAUAGCCAUCUGGGUACGAUUAGUAAUUUAAAUAUAAAUUCUUGAACAUUCACAUCUGGAGUUGGGAGGUCCUCGCCAGCGAAGGCUCACUGACGACCAGCCCUCAUUGCACAUUGCGGGCGGGAUGGCAAGCCCGAGCUACACCUGUGAGCAGCCUGACGAGCCCGACAGGAAUUUAUCUCGGGUGGGGGCGGCUCCUGUGCCCGAACGAGAUGCCAGGCCACCUCGGAGAAACAAGAGAAAGGCUCGGGAACCUCGAAAAUUGACCAAGCGACCGAAGGAAUCCGACUCGGAGGAAGAUGCCCGUCUGCAAGUCGCGCCUGUCGACAACGCCAUGCUUGGAGGCGAGCACGCAACAGCUGACAGAACAGAUCAACACUUCACACUGGUGUCUCGACUGGAGGGGCCUACCGAGAGGUUCUCCUUCUCCUCGGCGGACGUUUAUCCUCCCUCUCCCGUGCCCUGGUCUGUGUCGACUUCCCCCUCGUCCAGACAGAGAGGCAGGCCCUACAAAACUCUCACCAGGGACAAGAGAAUCGUAGCGAACGCCAGAGAGCGCAGCCGGGUGCAUACCAUCAGUGCGGCGUUCGAGAGUCUACGGCGAGCGGUCCCUUCUUACUCGUACAACCAGAAACUCUCCAAGCUAGCUAUCUUACGUGUGGCCUGUAGUUAUAUCACGGCCCUGGCCUGUCUGAACGGGCAGGACUACAGCAGACACAGGGCCAGUCUGGAGUUCGCCCAGUGUGUGGACCAGUGCACCAGGACACUGCAGAUGGAGGGCCGAUCACGAUCCAGGAGAAAAGAAUAGGACCGCAAGAGGAAGUGACGAGUGCCAUUUGUUUGUGUGGCAUAGUGGAAGAAUGUGCUUGCACUGAAGAAGAACGACAGGUCGAAGUCAUCAUUCCGCCGUCUGACAAGUCCACACAAUCCACGUGCGGUAACGGAUAAAACCGCAAGGCGGCGUCAUUGUGCGGUCAGCUACAGGUAAAAACCACCUGCCACCCGAGGUGACGCUAUGAAACGGAACAGUAAGGACAACUUGCCGGAUGAACGUGAAGAUAAAAACAAGGAAAGAAUUCUUGAUCAUACUUCUGUCAUACGGGCCGGGGAGAUUUCUGUACCUGCCUUGUGUCGUCGCUAUACGGACAGCUACAUGAAAACGUGUAGAACUUCACAUUAUUGCGACCAACUGGGAACUGGGAAACACACGUCGCUCAUUGUGUACAAAUUGAUUGUUGUAGCCAUGCCGCAUGCGGUCACGCCGAAAAAAGGCAUUUGCCCACACAUUGGGGGAUAACCUGACAUUUCGGUAAACUGGAAAGCUCUGUUGUAGCUUUAUGAUUUAUGUAGCAGUACUUGUAUAUGUACAGAAGAAAGACAGUUAAUUAACUAGUUGCACACAGUCUAUAACCGCUAGAUGGCGUUACUGAACAGUCAGCUGCAAGUAUGCACCUGUCGUGCAACCCGUACUUUCAGAAGGGACGUUUCCAGUAAAAUGUCCAUGUGAAAUAGCUUUACAUCGAGAAUAUAUACGUCGACAGACGGAAAAUACAAUGUAUAGGGCCCAAUAUUUACUAAGUAUUCUAUUUUACCACAGAUAGUGGUAAAUAAAUUAUUGUGUGAAAGUUA
Molecule: messenger RNA, 2805 nt
Organism: Branchiostoma floridae (Florida lancelet)
Lineage: Eukaryota; Metazoa; Chordata; Leptocardii; Amphioxiformes; Branchiostomatidae
Product: twist-related protein 2-like
Exons: 2
Coding region: 1301-1984 (227 amino acids)
Molecular function (GO): protein dimerization activity; DNA-binding transcription factor activity
Source: RefSeq, a predicted model, not a curated record